Homo sapiens (human) is the source of this 2450-nucleotide messenger RNA. It is a transcript of the gene SPATA9, whose product is annotated as spermatogenesis associated 9. The coding region runs from base 1408 to 2142 and encodes 244 amino acids. Lineage: Eukaryota; Metazoa; Chordata; Mammalia; Primates; Hominidae. The record is from RefSeq and is a predicted model, not a curated record. The transcript has 12 exons. Gene Ontology annotation, cellular component: membrane.
GCAGCUGCUCUUCCUUACCCAGACGGGACAGUCGUGGACCACCAGCUUGACAUUCCCAAACGCACUGGCCUGAUACUCGGUGAACACCGGACGCGCGACCGUGCUGGCCGCGUUCAGCAACAAGCUGCUCUCGUCCCCGGAGACCAGAGGGCUUCUCCCCAGGUAAGUGCGGAUAAGCCCCGACGGCCGGUUGUCCUGGUGGAAUGUGUCCCCCUCGUUCCCCAGCGCCACGAUGUGGAUGGACCUGCACGGACAGAGGGGGCGAGGGGAGAAGGGAAGCACGGUCAGCGCGCGGGUCUCUCCUCGGAACAGGAAGUGCGGGGGACAGCGCGCGGCGAGGAUGGGCACCAGCCCCUGUCCCUGGGGCGCACGGCACGCGCUGGAGAGAGACAAUGGCAGGACGGCGGCGCGUUCAGCCAUUUAGGAAAGAUUGGUGACCUAUCUGCAUGAUGGCAUUAACUACAAGGAUCAUCGAAGAGCCACAGUCACAAAGCCAGUCUCUGAAUAUGGUUCAAAGAAAUCUUAUAACUCUCUGAACAGAAGCAACCGAAUAUAUGGACCCCAUGACCCAGCUGUAUUAGUCUGUUCUCAUGCUGCUAAUAAAGACAUACCUGAGACUGCAUAAUUUAUAAAGGGAAGAGGUUUAAUGGACUCACAAUCAUGGCAGAAGGUGAAGGAGCAAAGGCAUGUCUUACAUGGUGGCAGGACGUGUAUUCGUCAACACUACUUGGAGGGCCGGUACUUCCAAGGAAGUCACCUUUGCAGUCGAUCUAUGUGCACUGUUCUCAGAGCCAGCUCGCACCCAUGAAGAACAACACAACUUACCGGUCAUAGGAGCAGAAAGUGUCAACCUUGCAGCAGGAUUUGGACACUCUGGGAGCCAAACUGGAUGUGGAAGCUCCAAAGAGGAUGCAGCAAUAAGGCACCAUCUUGGAAAAGGAGACUGAUCCUCAAAAAAUGUCAGUGCCUCAAUCUUGGACUUCCCAGCCUCUAAAACGGUUUACAAAGUCCUCUUGGAGAAGCAGAUUCCUGUGGGAACCUGGUUAAAUCUCCCAAGCUAGCAGUGUUUUUACUACAAUAAGACAGUGAUUAAUUGUGUCCCACUGGGCACUGUCCUGAUAAGUUUUGCUCCAGGCUUGGAAGUCUACAGUGGAAGAGUGAGGGAACUUUGGUCAGCUGCUUUUCCUCUCCUCAGCUCUCCUCCCUCAUCGGUUUCUGCUUUUGGCCUCUUCAAAGCUGCAAGAGGGAAGGAGAAAAGGAUUUCCCAAGCUUGGCCAACCUAUGAUUGAAAGUGGGAUCACAAGAAUAAUGAUAACCUGGAUUUCACUGGUUUUGCCCCAUCUGCAAAACUUCAAGUCUCUACAAAGGCCUGAAUCUGCUGUCUCCUAAGUAUUUUUGGGAAUUCCCAUGGGGUGUCUAAUUAUCAGGAACAAAUCUGUCGAGGGGAUCCAGAAAGCAAUCAUGGACCUUGUAGAUGAGUUUAAAGAUGAAUUUCCCACCAUCCUAAGAUUAUCACAGUCUAAUCAGAAAAGAGAACCUGCGCAGAAAACAUCCAAAAUCAGGAUGGCUAUUGCUUUAGCUAAGAUUAAUCGAGCAACAUUAAUUCGUGGAUUAAACAGCAUAUCCAGAUCCUCCAAAUCAGUGGCCAAACUUCUGCAUCCUCAGCUUGCAUGCAGACUUUUAGAGCUAAGGGACAUAUCUGGUCGUCUGCUGAGGGAAGUUAAUGCGCCGAGGCAACCCCUAUAUAACAUUCAGGUCAGAAAGGGUUCUUUGUUUGAAAUCAUCUCCUUUCCAGCAAAGACUGCUUUAACUAGCAUAAUAUAUGCUUCAUAUGCAGCACUAAUUUAUUUGGCAGUCUGUGUUAAUGCUGUGCUGAAGAAGGUAAAGAACAUCUUCCAGGAAGAAGAAUCCAUAAGGCAAAACAGAGAGGAGAGUGAAAAUUGUAGAAAAGCCUUUUCUGAGCCUGUGCUUUCGGAGCCUAUGUUUGCUGAAGGUGAAAUCAAAGCAAAACCUUAUAGGUCAUUGCCGGAGAAGCCAGACAUUUCAGAUUACCCCAAGCUUCUUGCUAAUAAGCAGAGUAAUAACAUCCAAGUUUUACAUUCUGUGUUUGACCAAUCAGCUGAAAUGAAUGAGCAAAUCUGAAUACAGGUAUCACUGAACAGAACUUAAGAGUUAUCUAUUUAAUGGCACAUUUCAUCUGACAAAACUCAGAGUCUAGUUUACAUAUUCUGAAUUGCUCUGCUUUCUUAAAAAAAAGAGAAGGGGGCUACUAUUAAAAUGUCAUUUUCUAGUAUUUACAUGAUAGAGUAAAUAAAAUGAAUAUUGAUGUGGAAUAUAUGUACUGACUACAUACUUUUAAUGAACAAGAAAAUCCAUCCUCUGGUAGGUUAGACUUUACACUGUGGUUUAUAAUAUAAGCAUAUUUAUAAUACAUUAAUGUUUUUAUUAAA